Messenger RNA from Scomber scombrus (Atlantic mackerel), 1103 nucleotides. It is a transcript of the gene srp9, whose product is annotated as signal recognition particle 9. Bases 85 to 345 code for a protein of 86 amino acids. Gene Ontology annotation, cellular component: signal recognition particle, endoplasmic reticulum targeting. Lineage: Eukaryota; Metazoa; Chordata; Actinopteri; Scombriformes; Scombridae. Gene Ontology annotation, biological process: negative regulation of translational elongation; SRP-dependent cotranslational protein targeting to membrane. Gene Ontology annotation, molecular function: 7S RNA binding. The transcript has 3 exons. The record is from RefSeq and is a predicted model, not a curated record.
AUGUGGUAUUCCGAAGUUAGCAAAGCUGGUCGACAGAUUGAGACAGACUGUUUGGUGUAAAAAGUGUUGAGCUUUGUUAGAAUAAUGCCUUACUAUCAGACUUGGGAGGAGUUUGCCCGCGCAGCAGAGAAACUGUAUCUGACAGAUCCAAUGAAGGUCAGAGUGGUUCUCAAAUACAGACACUGCGACGGCAACCUGUGCAUUAAAGUGACCGACAAUGCCGUGUGUUUACAGUACAAGACAGACCAGGCCCAGGACGUGAAGAAGAUCGAGAAGCUCCACGGAAAACUGAUGAGACUCAUGGUGUCCAAGGAGACGCACAGCGGUUCCAUGGAGACAGACUAAAAAAUGUUCUAGAAGCGCUGACCUUCUAGAACACCUGGACUGAGUUCAGUGCAGACGCAGUGGUUGUUUUGAGAGCACAGAACCACUGCAGUGUGAAUCUGAGAGAUGGGUUGAUGGGGAGGACCUGGAGGGAUGGAUCAGGCUGCCUACACUGAGUUAAUACUGUCAGAGAUGUGAUAUAGAUACUGUAUAUAUUUUAUUCUCUCAGGAUUUUCUUUUUAAGAUACUUUCCACAUCAUUAAAAAAUCUCAGUACCCUGUUUUUCAGCGUCAGGCAUUUCAUUCCCAUCCCUGACUGUAUUAAUAGGAAGUAAGGUCAGUGUAGGCAGCUGAAAGAUUUAAAGGAAGUGUAAAGAAGGGGGAAAAUGAGAGUUUUGGGGGGUGGGGGGGUGGAACACAUCCUCUGCUGCUGUGGAACCAGCUUCGGCACCUUCAUUUUCUUAGAGGAGUUUGCAUUUAUUUUCAGUUUUAAAGGGACGAAAAAGGACAGGCGAUGAUGACGUUGCAUGUCUUGUCCGUUUACGUCUAUGUAGCCGUGCUGGAUUCGAUUUCAGCACAGCGAUCGGUUUUGUUUGUCAUCAUGGACUUGUGCCACAUGAAUGAAGCAGGACCUUCUGAUUUCUAAACGACGGUGUGGAGAAACCCGCAAUUUCUACGUAGACAACCCCCUCCCACACACACACACACACCUCCAAAUGCCAUUUCGUCUACUGAAAAUAAAUGCGUUACAUGUUCAAUAAAUGUUUAUUUACCCCAGUA